UACUUCAGUAAGUGGAAACAGGCGAUACAAAUCGGCCGCGAGUGCGCGCCAGGUGCAGAAUUUCACCAUACAUUGAAUCCUGUUUCAUUUUACCUACCCGGUUUGACAGGUGUAAUUUAGGUGCUUAAACUGUAAUUCGAACUUAAACGAUGUUUAAAAAUUGUUAUUAAACCGAGGUGCUCGGAUCCUUUACUUUCUUUUUAUCCUCCCGUUCAAAUUUGGAACACAUCGAUGUAGUGCAAGUUUUUUCUCAAUUUUCCUUAUUAUCAUUUCGACAUCUAUUUCCUGUUCCUUGAUACAUACUUAGAAUCGGACGUAACAGUGCUUGAUAAACCUGUGUCGUCGGAAAGAAACGCACCAGGAUGGAGACGAUGGAGAGGAUGAACGGGAAGGUUCAUCAAACCUCGGAUUCACCAUCUGUGUCAGCCGACAUUCUAAACCCCUUCGUACAUCGCCUUGAACUUGACACAACCUACGACAAGCUCAAGACAGCAUUCUUGACGGUUGCAGUUUUACCCUUUCGACUAGUGGCCAUUACGGCACUCGUCAUAUUGGCCUGGCUUCUCGCUUGCUUGGGACUCCAUGGACUUACCGAGGAUGAUCUCCGUCGAGCACCACUAACCGGAUGGAGGCGAGACCUACGCGUGACGGUAUGCUGGGUGUUGCGGGCGUCGUUCGUCUGUGGAGGGUUUCACCAUCUGAAGGUCAAAGGUCACAGAGCUCCUGCCAAGGACGCACCUGUCCUGGCACUCGCUCCUCACUCAAGCUUCUUCGACGCUCUGACUGUCGUCCAUCUAGGAGGUCCCAGUGUCGUCGCCAAAGCAGAAACUAGCCGCCUUCCAUUUUUCGGAAAGCUCAUCAAUUACACCCAGCCGGUCUACGUCUGGAGAGAAGAUCCAAAUUCACGGCAGAAUACCAUUAAGGAGAUCAUCGAACGCGCGACGUCCAAGGAAGAUUGGCCUCAGGUGAUGAUAUUUCCGGAAGGAACAUGUACAAAUCGAUCUUGCCUCAUCACCUUCAAAUCAGGAGCCUUUUACCCGGGCGUACCGAUUCAACCGGUCUGCAUCCGGUAUCCAAAUAAAUUAGACACUGUUACUUGGACUUGGGAAGGACCUGGAGCAUUGAAACUACUGUGGCUGACACUAACGCAACUAAACAGUAGCUGUGAAAUCGAAUUUCUUCCAGUUUACAAGCCAAGUGAAGCUGAGAAAUCUGAUCCAAAGCUAUACGCGAACAACGUCAGACGUCUAAUGGCCAGGGCGUUACAAAUCCCAGUUUCAGACUACACAUACGACGAUUGUCGAAUUAUCAGUAAGGCGCAUCAAUUAAACUUAAAACACGUGUCCACCAUUAUCGAGGCACACAAGCUUCGUUAUAAACUUGGAUUAUUGCAAGGAAAUAUAGAAGAGACGUUGGUUAAAAGUAAAACUGAACGCCUGGACGAGAUCGUCGAUCUUUACAAAUUUGCCAAGAUCCUAAGAGUGGAUGAGAAAGACCCGGCGACUCGACAACUGUUUCACAUACACGAUUGGGAUCACUGCGACAAGAUCAACCUAGAGGAAUACGUGUUCACAGUUUUAGUUAUAGCGAAGGCGGAUACUAUUGAGGAAAUGAUAAAACUAGCUUUCGAAAUUUGUAACCCAAGUGAGACCCCUUCCGUUGACGCUAAUACGUUAAGAAGAAUUCUGAGCCUCUGUUUGCACCUAUCGCCCGAAGAGUCUGAUAAAAUAUUCCGAGAUGCUCUGACGAUAGAUAGAACGAGAGUGAAGUUGGAGGAUCUAAUUGAACUGCUGAGUAAGAAAACUGAGUUCAUGCAUCUGUUCGCCACGCAUUCGGAAGAGAAGCAGAAAAAGGUCAUUUGAGAAUGCCUUACUUUGACUUUGCAAAGUCGUAAUAACCAGCCAGCUGAAUCUGAACUCACUCAACCUCGUUUCGUUUAGAUUGAUCGAACGCCUACGUGGUAGUACAGUACAUUUGAAUUUUUACUUUAUCGUAGUCUUGCAAUGUGUAUCAAUAAUCUGAUAAGGCAGGAGGGAUUCUGAAUUUGAAAGGACUCCAGAUAAACGUUCUUAUGCCAGACGUCAAUACGUUUAUUAAUGACGAUGAAAAUAGUUGGUUAUAUGUAUAUACAUACAAUAACACAUAUGAAUCAAAGAACGAAGCACUGGCCUAUAAUCAUCAUUUCACUUCAUGUUGUUUUGUCGUAUUUAUUUCCUACGACUGUAAAUAGCGUGGAAAUUGUAGAAAUGGUCAAUAAUUAAAAUUUCAUUUAUACUUUUUUUUCUUGUCCUUUCAAAUUACAGGUUCUAAUUAUUUUUUUUUUCGAGUUCCGUUAAUUUCCUUUAUUACAUGAUUAGGAUAAAUAUAACUUUCAUCUGAAUCAAUUGCACUUUGUAAAAAACAUUGUUCACCCAAAUGAUAGAAACUUAUUUAUCGAUAACUAUAUUAUCUUCUAGGCAUUGCAGUAUUAACACGUAGAAAUAUUUGAUAAAAAUUUGAAUAUGAACAACAGAAGCAAUCGCUGAUUAGCAGUGUCUGAUUGCAUUUGCAUAGCAGAAGUAACCUUUAAACAAUACUUGUUAAUACUUAUAUUUAUUUAGAUGUAUAUCCAUUUCGACGUAAAUUUAAGCACUAGACUAUACUAAAUUAUGAAAAUACCGGGCGAUGCCACAAGUGAGCUUCGUAAUAUUGGAUUGUUUAUACAUAUUCAAGUCUGUGGAGAUAUAUUUUAUUUAGUUUUGAUUCGAUUUCUCUAGUUUCGUUUCGUCUUCGCGCCCAUAAUCGUAUUAGUCAUGUAUAUAUUAUGUAAUUCUAAGAUUCUCUAAUACUACAUCAUCACGUACGAUUAGUCACGUAGAUAAAAAGAAAAUGAUUCUAAUUUUUUUAAAUUUAAUGAAUAUGUAAAAAUAAUAUCAAAUACAAUACUUUCAUAUUUUCAUAGCCAGAAAUCCAUGUGCAAACACUGAUAUUUUCGUAAUGAUGUUAAUAAUAUUGAUAAUGAAGUAACAAUAAUAAUAUAAGCAUAAUGUUGGUUAUUUAUUGUAGUUUUCGAAACAAUAUAUCUUGCUAAUAAAAUUUACAUUAUAAAUUGGA
This is a messenger RNA of Neodiprion fabricii, 3093 nucleotides long. It is a transcript of the gene LPCAT, whose product is annotated as lysophosphatidylcholine acyltransferase. The record is from RefSeq and is a predicted model, not a curated record. The coding region runs from base 363 to 1862 and encodes 499 amino acids. Lineage: Eukaryota; Metazoa; Arthropoda; Insecta; Hymenoptera; Diprionidae. The transcript is spliced from 11 exons.